Anoplopoma fimbria (sablefish) is the source of this 2727-nucleotide messenger RNA. Its product is annotated as glutamate receptor 2-like. Gene Ontology annotation, biological process: modulation of chemical synaptic transmission; synaptic transmission, glutamatergic; monoatomic ion transport. The transcript has 19 exons. Gene Ontology annotation, molecular function: transmitter-gated monoatomic ion channel activity involved in regulation of postsynaptic membrane potential; AMPA glutamate receptor activity. Lineage: Eukaryota; Metazoa; Chordata; Actinopteri; Perciformes; Anoplopomatidae. The record is from RefSeq and is a predicted model, not a curated record. Gene Ontology annotation, cellular component: dendritic spine; postsynaptic membrane; plasma membrane. The coding region runs from base 1 to 2727 and encodes 908 amino acids.
AUGUGGCGUCGCGAGAGGAGCCCGAGCCCGAGCCCGACCAUGAAGCUGCUGUUUGUGGUGACACUCUUAUGCCGCGAGGCGUUGUGCGGAUCUCCCAGCGUCCAGAUCGGUGGUUUAUUCCCCAGGGGGGCAGAUCAGGAGUACAGUGCAUUCAGAGUUGGCAUGGUUCAGUUUGGGAUGGCAGAUUUCCGACUGACUCCACACAUAGAUAACCUGGAGGUGGCCAACAGCUUUGCUGUCACUAACUGCUUUUGUUCCCAGUUCUCCCGAGGUGUCUACGCCAUCUUUGGCUUCUACGACAAGAAGUCAGUAAACACCAUCACAUCCUUCUGUGAGACUUUACACGUCUCCUUCAUCACACCGUCUUUCCCAGCGGAAGGAAUGAAUCAGUUUGUCCUCCAGAUGAGGCCGGACAUCAAGGGGCCGCUAGUUUCACUAGUGGAGUACUACAAAUGGGAAAAGUUUGCCUAUCUCUAUGACAGUGAUCGAGGUCUUUCUACUCUUCAGGUAAUACUGGACACUGCAGCAGAGAAAAAAUGGAUUGUCACAGCAAUCAAUGUGGGAAACCUCAAAGAUGAGCGGAAGGAUGAAGCCUACCGCUCCCUGUUUCAGGACCUGGAGAUCCGUAAGGAGCGACGCAUAAUCCUUGACUGUGAACAAGACAAAGUCAAAGACAUCAUGGAGCAGGUGAUCACUAUCGGCCGGCAUGUGAAGGGAUACCACUAUAUCAUCGCUAACUUGGGUUUUGUAGAUGGCGACCUCUCUAAAAUCCAGUAUGGAGGUGCAAAUGUGUCUGGGUUCCAGAUAGUAGAUUUUGAUGAUCCUGUGGUGGCAAAGUUUGACCAGCGAUGGGAGGCCCUUGAAGAGAAGGAGUAUCCUGGAGCUGAUGCACGGAUCAGAUAUACCUCAGCCCUCACCUAUGACGCUGUCCAUGUGAUGACGGAGGCGUUCCGCUUCCUCCACAAGCAGAGAAUAGACAUGAGUCGCCGUGGCAACAGUGGAGACUGUCUGGCCAAUCCAGCAGUUCCCUGGGCACAGGGGGUGGAGAUUGAACGUGCCCUCAAACAGGUGCGUGUGGAUGGUUUAACAGGGAACAUUCAGUUUGACCAGUACGGGAAGAGAAUCAACUACUCAGUGACAGUAAUGGAGCUGAAGAACAAUGGACCUGUUAAGAUUGGCUAUUGGAAUGAGGUGGAUAAAAUGGUGGUGACAAAGUCUGACCUUUACCCCAACGACACUAUGGGAAUGGAAAACAAAACAGUCAUCGUCACAACUAUACUGGAAGCCCCCUAUGUGAUGAUGAAGAAGAAUUCCGAGCUGUUUCAAGACAAUGACCGUUACGAAGGUUACUGCGUUGACCUGGCUGCCGAGAUUGCAAAGCACUGUGGUAUCCGCUACCAGUUAAGAAUUGUGGGAGAUGGCAAAUAUGGAGCGAGAGAUGCAGAAACCAAGAUCUGGAAUGGAAUGGUUGGAGAGCUGGUGUAUGGGAAAGCAGACAUAGCCGUUGCUCCUCUGACGAUCACUCUUGUUCGUGAAGAGGUGAUAGAUUUCUCCAAACCCUUCAUGUCUUUGGGAAUCUCCAUCAUGAUCAAGAAGCCGCAGAAAUCUAAACCAGGAGUCUUCUCCUUUCUGGACCCGCUGGCCUAUGAAAUCUGGAUGUGCAUUGUCUUUGCCUAUAUUGGCGUUAGUGUUGUACUCUUUUUGGUAUCCAGAUUCAGCCCCUAUGAGUGGACGCUAGAGGAGCCAGAAGACGGAGCGAUGCCACUGACAACUGAAUCCAACAAUGAGUUUGGGAUCUUUAACUCCCUUUGGUUCUCUUUGGGUGCUUUCAUGCGGCAGGGUUGCGACAUCUCACCAAGAUCUCUGUCAGGUCGUAUAGUGGGGGGUGUGUGGUGGUUUUUCACCCUGAUCAUCAUCUCAUCAUACACUGCCAACCUGGCUGCCUUCCUGACGGUUGAGAGGAUGGUGUCUCCCAUCGAGAGUGCAGAAGACCUGGCUAAACAGACGGAGAUUGCAUAUGGAACCCUGGACUCUGGAUCCACCAAAGAGUUUUUCAGGCGCUCAAAAAUUGCCUUGUUUGACAAGAUGUGGCAGUAUAUGAAAUCAGCAGAGCCCUCUGUCUUCGUCAAGAAAACGUCGGAGGGCGUCCUGCGCGUCAGAAAAUCCAAAGGGAAGUACGCCUACCUGCUGGAGUCCACCAUGAACGAGUACAUCGAGCAGAGGAAACCUUGCGACACUAUGAAAGUGGGAGGAAACCUGGACUCCAAAGGCUACGGCAUCGCCACGCCCAAAGGAUCCCCAUUAAGAAAUGCUGUGAACCUGGCGGUGUUAAAGUUGAACGAGCAGGGGCUGCUGGACAAACUGAAAAACAAGUGGUGGUAUGACAAGGGCGAAUGCGGCAGCGGAGGAGGGGAGAGCAAGGAGAAGACCAGCGCCCUGUCUCUCAGUAACGUAGCAGGAGUCUUCUACAUCCUGGUUGGAGGUCUGGGUCUGGCCAUGAUGGUCGCGCUGGUGGAGUUUUGCUACAAGAGCCGCGCAGAGGCCAAAAAAAUGAAGGUGGCAGCCAACACCUUGUCGUCCCCCCAGCACACAGGAAACUACACACACACUUUGUCCUCUCCUCAACACGCCCCCAACUUCAACCUGCUGUCCCCCAGCCACCAGCCAAACUACGCCACCUAUAAAGAGGGCUACAACGUUUACGGCAUUGAGAGUGUCAAGAUCUAA